AUGGCCCGACCAAAGGUCCCCGACGACAAGCGCCGGCGCACCGCCCAGGCUUGCACUUUCUGUAAGCGCCGGAAGUUAAAGUGCAACGGCCAGAAACCAUGCCAGGCGUGUACGAAGAAGUCUCUGACAUGCCUCUAUACGCUCAACCUUGGGGAUUCGCCAAUGUCGCCGCCGACGGCGCAAAUGACGCAGAUGACACAAAUCACACAGACGGUACAUACAACGCAGCCAGUCCAGUCGCCUUCGAAUAAUAGACAGGCUCCAAAGCCUCCAAUCCACAGCCCCCGAAGCCAACCCCCGCUGGCGAGCCCGAACGGGCAAAUCGAAGAGAUUAAUACCUGCACCGAUACCAGGAUAUUAGAGGAUCAAACUAGACGACUUCUAUAUAUCGGAGAUACCUCUACUCUCUCUAUUCUCCAGCUGAUCCGCAUCAUUGUCGAGGAGACCGCCGGAGCCGACAUUACGUCUCCGUUUGUCCACGACCCCAACCGGCAUCGCAUAAUAGAACACACUAUUGACUUCCCCGCAAAUACUAAUGUUCUCGGUCUCCUGCCCAAGAGACAGACGGCGGACAUUCUCAUUGACUCGUACUUUACCAACUUUUUGCUCUGGGUUUGCUUUUUGCGGCCCCAGUUCCCGAUAGCCCAGAGGAAGCCGUGA
Messenger RNA from Lasiosphaeria miniovina, 660 nucleotides. RefSeq lists its product as uncharacterized. The record is from RefSeq and is a predicted model, not a curated record. Gene Ontology annotation, cellular component: nucleus. Bases 1 to 660 code for a protein of 219 amino acids. Gene Ontology annotation, biological process: positive regulation of transcription from RNA polymerase II promoter by galactose. Gene Ontology annotation, molecular function: DNA-binding transcription factor activity, RNA polymerase II-specific; zinc ion binding; RNA polymerase II cis-regulatory region sequence-specific DNA binding. Lineage: Eukaryota; Fungi; Ascomycota; Sordariomycetes; Sordariales; Lasiosphaeriaceae. The transcript is spliced from 4 exons.